Messenger RNA from Funneliformis geosporum, 2975 nucleotides. The record is from the annotation of a GenBank genome assembly. NCBI's taxonomy places the organism in Eukaryota, Fungi, Glomeromycota, Glomeromycetes, Glomerales, Glomeraceae.
AAAUAGAAUUGCCUUUAAAAUACAAGAUAAAAUUAGAAAAAAUACCUAUUUUGGAAAAAGCGGCAAGUGAUUUGCUAAUUGAAAGAAAUAAAUUAAUCGCCGAGCGAGAUGCUCGACCUAAUAUUACUAGUAAAGAUUAUGGUAAAGCAAUUAAAGAUAAAGAACGGGAAAAAGAAGCCCAAGAACUAGAAAACGCUGAGGGGGAAGAUGUAAUUGGUGAGGAAUGUACUAAUAUUAUUGGUAAAACACGGGAUAAUUUUUUGAAUGAACUUUCUAUUAAAUACCUCUUUAAUAAAGUACUUGCGUUGAAUGGUAAAAAAAUAUCUCUUAAAGAAGUAGAAAACUUUCAGACUACUAGUGAAGAAAAUAUCAAUAUUUGUUUCUCAACUAUUCAAGGUCUUCACAGCCAUUUAAAUACUCCACGGGAGAAUAGUUUGACUUAUGAAGACUUUCAAGAACAAAAAAUUGUUCUUAUUUCUGACGAAGCUCACCACAUUAAUGUGGAAACUAAGGCUAAAGUUCAAACUAAUACAGGUGGCGAAAUAACUAUCAGUGGUCAAAUUUCUCAAGAAGAAAAAGAGGAGAUUGCUAAUCCUCAAAAUGUACUUUUAGAGUUCACCGCAACUGUUGACUUUAACAAUCCUAAUAUUCUAAAAAAAUACGCCGGAAGACUUAUUUAUGACUAUCCUUUAAAAAAAUUCCGGGAAGAUGGGUAUUCUAAAGAAGUAAAAGUAAUGCAAACUGAUGCGGGACUUUUUGACCGAGCAUUACAAGCCGUUUUGCUUAGUCAGUAUCGGCGCAAAAUAUUUGAAAAAAACAAGUUAGUCAUCAAGCCAGUUAUCCUUUUCAAGUCAAAGACAAUUAAUGAAAGCAAGGUUUUUGAAGAAGAGUUUAUAAAAGGUAUAAGGAACCUAACUGCCAAGAAACUUUCCGAAAUUAGUGCAAGUGCUCAAGAUGAUACAUUAAAAAAAGUCUUUGAAUAUUUAGAAAACAAUAAGAUUUCGCUGGAGAAUUUUGUUAUCGAAUUGCAAGAGGAUUUUUCCUCCAAAAAAACUAUUUCGGUCAACAGCAAAGAGGAAAGUGUAGAAAAGCAAAUCUUGGUAAAUACUUUGGAAGGUUUUCAUAAUGAGUGUCGUGUUAUCUUUGCGGUUGAUAAACUUAAUGAAGAAGCUCAGUUGAUCGGAAGAGGAGCUAGAUAUUGUCCCUUUAAAACUGAUGAUUUUGAUAAUGCCUACCAACGAAAAUAUGAUCGCGAUAUCCAAAACGAGAUGCGAAUUUGUGAAGAACUGUAUUACCAUAGCACCUAUAAUCCUCGGUAUAUCCAAGAACUGACCUCUGUUCUAGUAAAAACUGGCAUUAUUCCUGAAAGAGCAGUGGAAAAAAAACUUUUUGUUAAGAAAGAUUUCAAAAAUACUAAAUUCUAUAAGACUGGUUUUUUAUUUCUUAAUGAGAAAGAAAAAUAUUCCCGAAAGGACGUGUUCGAACUACCAUCUUCGAAAUAUUUUCCUAAUCUUGAUACUCUUGAUGAAUUUAUUUCUCAGAAAGAGUACCUUGGAGAUAUCAAAAUAGUUGUUUCUGGACUUGCAAAUCAAUUAGAACAGCCACUAACUCCCGAUGAGGAAUUAACUAUUAUUAGUGAUAAAGUCCUCAAUUUUGCUACUGAUAAUGAAAAUAAAGAAAGAGAACUAGGUAAGUCAAUGAAAGACGUUAGUGAGACGAACAUUUAUCUUGAUAUCAGCAGCAAACCUUGGUAUGUAUUUGAUGAUUGCUUUGGAACUUCGGAGGAAAAACAUUUUGUGAAAUAUAUUGAUAAAAUUUACGACAAAUUACAAGAAAAAUAUGACGAAAUUUAUUUAGUUCGAAAUGAACGCUUUUUUAAACUUUAUACUUUUGAAGAUGGAAGUUCGCUUGAACCGGACUACAUUCUUUUUUUACAACAAAAAAAUUCUCCGAGAAGUUUUCAUUAUCAAAUAUUUGUCGAACCCAAGGUUAUUCUGACUAACCAAGCCCCUUAUCAACAAGUGCUUUCCCACGGAUUUGUGGUUGAUGAAAAAGGACAAAAAAUGUCUAAAUCCUUAGGCAACGUGAUUGAUCCGGAAGAAAUUAUUAACAAGUUUGGAGCAGAUGUACUUCGUUUAUGGGUAGUUAGUUCUGAUUUCACUAAAGAAAUAAAAGUCAGUACUUCCAUUUUAGAAAAAGUUCAAGAAAACUAUCAAAAAAUCCGUAACACCCUACGUUUUUUACUAGGAAAUUUAACUAAUCUACCACCAGAACUAAAAAGCGAGAAAGAUUUAGAAAAAAAUCUAAGUUUAGUAGAUUAUUAUACACUUCAUCAAUUAGAAAAAUUAGUCAAAGAAAGUGAGCAAAAUUACACAAAAUAUAACUUUACUCCUAUUUAUUCUUCUUUGCUAAACUUUUGCAUUAAUGAUUUAAGUUCCUUUUAUUUGGAUAUUAGUAAGGAUAAUUUGUAUUGUGAUCCAAUUUCUUCACCACGACGAAAGCAAAUCAUUACUACUUUUUAUUACUUAUUAGGAGGAUUAUUGAAAGUCAUCUCACCAAUUUUGCCUUACCUCGCGGAAGAAAUUUAUCAAAAUAUUCCUUUUCAAUUUGGUUUUGCUGGUCAAGAAAGUGUUUACUUAGCAAAUUUUUCAUUUACCAUAGAUUUUCCAAAUAACUUUGAAAAAAAAUUAGAAAUAAUUAACAACCUUUUUUUUCCUCUACGCCAAGAUAUUUUUCAGGCUUUAGAAAAGGCUCGUCAGGAAAAAACUAUUACUGCCAAUAACCAAGCCAAAUUAACAAUUUAUCUAAAAAAAAAGGAGCAAUUAGAUUAUUCUGAGUUAAAUUUGGUUGAAUUAUUAGGUGUAGCCGAACUUAAAUUCCAAGAAAAGUCCAAAGAAAAAAUGCACGAAGGAAAGCUUUGUUUUGUUUAUGUUGAAAAAACUGAAAAAGAACGUUGUUUGCGUUGUCGAAGUUGA